AUGGAGUCCAAGAAGUACGGGCUGGGGCGAGGGAAGCGGCAGCCACCGCAGGACCGGUCAGCGGACCCAGAGCUCCAAAAACUGUACCAUCGGCUCUUGCAGCCCCUGUCGCUUUUCCCCGACGAUGUGGUCCUGGAGACCCCGGAGCCGCUGCCUACGCCAACAGAGGCUCGAGUAGGAAUCGAAGAAGCGUCUGGCCGGGACUCCUUCUUCUUGGAGCAGCUGUCACCUGGAUCCCUGUGCAAGUUGGUGGCUGAGCGGCUCUCCCGUGUGGGUAUCGGGCCAGAGGUGCCCCUUGAUGGCAGGCGGCGGCUGGCUGAGGUCAUCUUGUCGGAGGUGCAGUAUGGCUGGCAGAUGCCCGAGCCUGAACCAGGCCUCAGCGCAAGGGACCAGCAGCGCCUUCGCCAACGUGUGGAGACUCAUGUGGUGUUGUCAGCAGAGCAGCUAUUUCUGCGCUAUCUGCACCUAUUGAUCACCCUGUCUACCCCAGACUCUGUGCUCACUGAGUCUGCCACACUCACCCGCCUAUCUGCCUGCCUGGCCACUGACUGCACCCGCUUCCUCACCAGCCCCCUUGUCUACUACCGCCUGGUCUUGGACUUCAAAGACCUGCUGGGCCUCCGCCCUUUCCUGAAGAAGGGCAUCUUGGCCAAGGCAGACGAUUACCGCAAGCGGGCCCUCAUUCCACAGCAAGCCAUUGGUACCUUCCAGGCUUCCAAGCUCUGUCCUCUACCCUGGCCACACAGCACUGGCUUCUCCCAGAUCCCAUGCUCAGCCUUGAACAUGAAUUAUUUGAUCCACUUGAGCCGGCCAGCAGAUUUCCUAGCCAGGCCUUGUCUCGACCGUUUAAAAGGACUGAGGUCUAUCCCAGACCUGGACCAGAGAAAGUAUCUGCGAUGGCUACCAACUCUACACCCCAGAUCCCCCAAGAUGUCUGAGGAUAACCUUGUUAGGGAGGUUCAUUCUCCAAGUAGUCUGAGUUUGGAGGGGGACUUAGAUUUUGAUACCUUCCUGAAGCUCCAUUUCCCCCGGAAAUGCUACUCAUUGCCCUGCCUGAGAGAAGGUUGGAAGCUUUCAGAUGAACUGGGCAUCCGUUCACCUCCCCCUCGAACCUUGACCCCUCUCAUCCUGGAAUGUGAGACCAGCACAGAGACCUUCGUGGGCACAGUUACAGAUGACAUCAGGUACAUUAUAAAAGACUUGGAAGUAGACUUGAUCAGUAAGCCCAAGCCGAGUUCUUCCUUGCCCCCUCUCCUAGGAGCUAUGACCCGAGGCCCAAAAGCUGACCAGCGAGUAGAAGAGCUGCAGAGAACUCUAAAGGCCCUGCAAGAAGAAGAAGCUUCUGGAAAAUGGGACUACAAGCCCAACCUGAGAACCCCAGAGCAUCCACAGCCGGUUACAGUGGCUCUGAAGUUGAAAGAUCAGACUGUGGUCCAGGCAGCAGGUGUUCGAGUCUCUGAGAGGGCAUUCCAUGACAACUUCUAUGUGAAGGAAGAAAAUGUUCUCUACAAUCACUUGUCUGGUGAGUUGGACAGCAAACUUUUAAAAGAACUAGACAUUGUGCUUUUUGCUGGGGAUAGCAUCCGGGAGAUCUACAAGGAGCUCAUGAGUCGAGUCUCUGCUGACCAUCUGCAAUUUGAUAAGGGGUCCCUUGUGGAGGCCGCAUCUAAUGUUGACUGGUCAGGUCUUAUGGGUUCAUCCUUACUGAACAAAGAUCCCAAGAAACGGAUCAUCAACCCUGACCUGGAUGGCAUCGGAAAACACAGGAUACAUACCUUAAGCUCUGACCCACUGCCGCCUCCACCAACCCCACAGCGCAGUAAGCAUUGGAUCAGACAUAAGAACUCCUGGAUGCGCUGGUGGAGGGCUACCCUAACCUCCGAUGACUACUUCAUGUACUUAGCCACUCAGGAGUGUGAUUUCCUCCACGUCAUCUUCCACAUGUACCCUGAGGAUGAACCUGUGGAAGUUCCUGUCAUCAUCAGUGAUAGUAUGGAACUUCCACUCCCACCUCCAAUGUUACAAGAGGAUGAGACUGGGGAGUUUGUGCAAGGUGUCUGGGAUGUCAACACAGUCUUAGAGGAUGGUCUGGGAGCUGAAGGGAUCAAAUCCCUGGGGGACCGAAAGAAAGCAAAGCAACUUCAGAAGCGACUAGAGAGAAUCUGGACAGCCCUGCAGGUGCCUGACAAAGACCGGCUGGACAUGGCCAUCAAAUAUAGCACUAAUGCCCGAAUAGGGCAGCUUCCUGCUCUGGUGAAGGCCUGGGAGAAGGCCUUAACCCCUAUCCAGGAGCGAGAGCUCUUAUUAGCACAGUUGGAGCGUUUUGAGCAAGAAGCCUCAGACCCCAACCGCUUCUUUCUGAAGGUUGAUUAUGACCUCUGGCGCUGGACGGAAGAGUCCCAGAUCCGUAAUGACUUAUAUACAAAGAUCAGUUCAGUGGAGAAACUUCUGAACAAGCUCCUCCAGGAUAUCCAGACUGCCUUUGGGGACUCGGUGACAUACAAGGGACGGUGUUAUCUGGAGAAGAUGAAGAGAGACAAAGUCGAGAUGUUGUACUGGCUACAGCAAGAACGUAGAGCCAAGGGGCUGGUCCGAGUCCAGAAGGGCUCACGACUGCCUUCCCUCAAUCCUAAAAACACAGGAAACUCGGGAAGUGGUCUCAUCUCCUCUCCCAGAAAUGUCUAA
Molecule: messenger RNA, 2685 nt
Organism: Gracilinanus agilis (Agile Gracile Mouse Opossum)
Lineage: Eukaryota; Metazoa; Chordata; Mammalia; Didelphimorphia; Didelphidae
Gene: CCDC87
Product: coiled-coil domain containing 87
Exons: 1
Coding region: 1-2685 (894 amino acids)
Source: RefSeq, a predicted model, not a curated record